This is a messenger RNA of Trichoderma aggressivum f. europaeum, 285 nucleotides long. RefSeq lists its product as uncharacterized. Bases 1 to 285 code for a protein of 94 amino acids. Gene Ontology annotation, biological process: chromatin remodeling; positive regulation of transcription by RNA polymerase II. NCBI's taxonomy places the organism in Eukaryota, Fungi, Ascomycota, Sordariomycetes, Hypocreales, Hypocreaceae. Gene Ontology annotation, cellular component: histone acetyltransferase complex. The record is from RefSeq and is a predicted model, not a curated record. Gene Ontology annotation, molecular function: histone H3 acetyltransferase activity; protein binding. The transcript has 2 exons.
AUGGAGUCAAAGCUCGAGGCCGACCAGUAUUCCACACCUGAGGAGUUCAUCAGGGACGCCAAGCUCAUCUUCACAAACUGCCGCCGCUACAACCCGGAGAACACGCCCUACGCCAAGAGCGCAAGCAAGCUCGAAAAGUACAUGUGGAAGCAGAUCAAGGGCUGUACCCGCAAGUGGUCGUACCUCGAGCCUUGGGAGAGUUAUGCGCCGUUGCAGGUCUCGGAAGACAUGUACAGGAAUAAGGACAAGGCGCGGAAGCCGGUGCAGGGUUGCAAGAUGGUUUGA